Messenger RNA from Hibiscus syriacus, 891 nucleotides. Its product is annotated as dehydration-responsive element-binding protein 2F-like. The record is from RefSeq and is a predicted model, not a curated record. Gene Ontology annotation, molecular function: DNA-binding transcription factor activity; transcription cis-regulatory region binding. NCBI's taxonomy places the organism in Eukaryota, Viridiplantae, Streptophyta, Magnoliopsida, Malvales, Malvaceae. Gene Ontology annotation, cellular component: nucleus. The coding region runs from base 13 to 822 and encodes 269 amino acids. Gene Ontology annotation, biological process: positive regulation of DNA-templated transcription; response to stress. The transcript has a single exon.
UUCUUCAUCCCAAUGGACACCUACAAACGAUCGCCAUUGAAGCCAUGGAAGAAAGGUCCAACUCGAGGCAAAGGCGGCCCUCAGAACGCUUCCUGCCAGUACCGAGGCGUCCGCCAACGAACCUGGGGCAAAUGGGUGGCCGAAAUACGAGAGCCAAAGAAACGAACCAGGCUCUGGUUAGGCUCUUUCGCCACCGCCGAGGAAGCCGCCAUGGCGUACGAUGAGGCCGCGAGACGACUAUACGGCCCCGAAGCUUACCUUAACCUCCCCCACCUUCAACAAGUCCCGAUUAAUAAUCCGUCCAACAGAUUGCACAAGUUUAAGUGGAUCCCUUCCAAUAACUUCAUCUCAAUGUUCCCUUCUUCUUCUCCUGGUUUGCUCAACAUAAACGCUCAACCCAGUGUUCAUGUUAUUCACCAGCGGCUCCAAGAACUCAAGCAAAACGGGGUUUUGAAACCGAGCUCAUCUUCUUCUUCGUGUGAAUCAAAGACCGUGGUUGGAGAUCAUCGGAUGAAGGAGAAAGGUGUCGAGGUUUCAUCAGAGAAGCCACAGAUUGAUUUGCAUGAGUUUCUUCAGCAGCUGGGGAUAAAGAAGGAUGAAAAAAACCCCGAAGAAUCAGCUGAUAAUGAUAUUGCAGAAAGUUCAACAGCAAUGGAGUCUUCAAUGAAAGAUUACGACGAUUUUGCAGCAUUUGCAGAGAAUAAUUUCAAUUGGGACGCCAUGAUUGACAUGCAUGGAGGAGUUGAGUCCAGCUUCCAAGUUCAUGAUGAUCACACUUAUGAAGAAGAGCUAGCUUUUCCUACUUCUAUUUGGAACUUUUAAAAUAGUUUUAAAUGUUCGUCAAAUCUUUUGUUGAAUCGACAUUUGAGGUUGGAAUAUAAAGAUUUGAUC